AUGUUUUUGUUCUCAUCCAUCAUCUAUUGGCUAGUCACGAAUGUAUUCGGUGAUUUCCGUGAAACGACUGAGUUUUUCGCAAUAUCUGAAGAAGCGGCAGUCGGUUCGUUGGUCGGCCAACUCCAUUUGACAAGCGACUUCAAUUAUCGUGUAUCCGGCGUCAAUCAUUACUUCGAUUUUGACCCAGUAACUGGAUGGAUUUCUCUCCGCCAGACCUUGGAUCGAGAAGAGUUACACAAUGAUACUUUGGAGUUGCUUUUGGUUUCCACUCCACCAUCUCUCAUUCAUGUUUUCAUUACCGUUCUCGACGUUAAUGAUAAUACGCCAAGGUUUCCGGUUCCCUUUCAGAAUAUUUCUGUGAUUGAAUCGAGCGCUGUGGGCACAAGGAUACCAUUGUUACCUGCUGUUGAUACGGACGCUGGUGAUAAUGGUGCCAUAGUCGAAUACGGUAUUGAGGACAAUACUACUCAAUUCGAACUGGUCUACGAAAAUCCUGGUUUACUAUAUUUGGAAGUGAAACAACCACUGGAUCGUGAGAGUAACCAGAUGGUGGUGCUCAAUGUAUCGGCUAAGGAUGGAGGCAUACCGUCGAGGAUCGGCUACGCAACCCUCUACGUCGACAUCGUCGAUGUAAACGAUAAUGCACCGACAUUUGAGGCGCGGGAAUUGGAAACAAAAUGGACAGGCAGUGCAAUGACACCGAUCCUCAUAUUGAAUGCGACGGAUGCAGAUCGUGGCAAAAAUGGUGAAAUUACCUACAGCAUUCCUGGGCCAGAAUCGGAACACUUCUUUAUAGAUGGAAACCGCGUCUUUGCAAGGAAGGACUCCCCAGCAUGCUGCCCGUCACCACCUUGUUCAGUUUGCUUUGUUUCGCUUCGCGCUGCCGAUCAUGGUACUCCUCCAUUGGAGAGUACAGCACUGCUCAGGAUACUGCUUAGCAACGAGAAUCUUCAUGACCCGCAAAUAACUAUAAGAUUGCAUCCUUCAACAGUGGAUUUUGCACUGAUUGAAACAGGUGCUACCGCUGGCAAAGCUGUGGCUGUGCUCACGGUAACUGAUGAGGACGGUCCGCUGACAGAAUCCUCAUCUGUGUGGAUCGAGUCCGGUAAUGAAGACGGUGUUUUUGUUCUGAGUGUGCAAAAACAGUUUUCGAUACUGAAACUCCUCGUAAAUGCCCCCAAUAUUACGAAAUCCCAAUACAAUCUGGUAUUCGUCGCGAGCGACGGACAACUGCCUCAACGUCUAACCAAUGCAACACUUAAGGUUUAUAAUGAAGCGAAGUUGACGACUUCACCGGUAGUUGUCGAACAAGAAUUGAGCGUUUCUAUAUCGGAAGACUCACCUGUCGGUACAUUUGUUGCGCAAGUGCAUACCAAUUCAUCCGGAUGCAAGUUCGUCCUGAAUGAUGAUGUACCUUUCGCAGUUGAUUGGAAAAGUGGAAUAAUCACUACUACAUCGACGUUGGACGUGAACAUAAAAGACAACUAUGCGCUAGAAGUUAUGGUUCAACCCCCUCCACCAAGUAUUCAUUCUGUAAUGGCAACGGUUACCGUGAUGAUCACCGAUGUUAACGAUCAUGCACCAUCACUAAUCGAUUUGCCCGAUCGAUUAUUGAUUCCUGAGGAUACGACAGAUCGCGGUGACAACGCCUUGUUACUGUAUCGGCUUUUGAACGGAAUCGCGACAGAAUACCUAUCCAUGGAUUCGGCAUCCGGCAAGUGCACAUUGAAAAAGGCCGUAGAUUUCGAAACAAUCCAAGGUUUUGACUUGGAAAUCGAAGUGUGUGAUCAUGGCCGUCCGGAGCUAUGCAGCUCUACCAACUUACCAGUUUUCAUCCAGGACAUCAAUGACAAUGCGCCAGAGUUUCCCUGCACUGUGAUUCAUUCAGUACUGCCCUUAAACUCAUCCCCUGGCACCGUAGUCGCUACAGUAUUUGCGAAGGAUCGUGACUCAGGCAGUGCUGGACAGGUCCACUAUGCGCUACUGGAUGCCAUCACAGGCUUUUCGAUAGACAGUUCCAGCGGCAUCAUCCAAACGACUGGAACACUACAAGCUGAGCAGUAUAGUAUUCGAAUCGGAGCCUCCGAUGGACACGGUGUGAUGUCAACGAGUAACGUUACAGUAACUCUUUUCACUACCAAGGAGAAGCCUUUGAAGUGGACGAGCGGUCCCAAUACGAUUGAAUUGGAGGAGUCCACUUCAUUGGGCGACACACUGGCUGUCUACCACACAAGCUCUCCUUCGUCACUGGCAUUGAUGUCGGAUUUGCUAUCAAUCAACUCCAUAGGCAGUUUAUCCCUUGCUCAACAUCUUCCAAUAAUCGGCAAUCACUUCUAUGAAGUAUUGAUCGCCCAGUCUGACCAAGUCUCCAUCACCAAAUGUAUAGAACUGCAUGUGAUUCGUGAUUCUCCGAAACCUUCAUUCCCAAAGAAAAGCGUUUCUUUGAAGUUGAAAAGAAAUAUCCCACUUGGCGAGCAGCUUAUGAAGGUCGAUGCUGGAGGGCGUUUUAACUUUUCUACUGAUUGUCGUUGGCUGCACAUUGAUAGUGAUGGAGUAGUCUCAGUAAGGCAACUGAUCGACAAGUCCAUAAAUAGUGUGAAAUGUGAAAUUGAUGCGAAAGAUUGGAAAGGGAGAAGUGAUCAAAUGGAGAUAUGGAUGACCAUGGAAAACGAGGAGAGGCCUUUCCGCCUGAACGCCACUUAUAACGUGCACGUGAAAAGGAGUGCUCGGGUUGGUACGAUACUCACCCGCCUUGGCAAUGAUUCCGCCUAUGUAUACAAAAACGUUUUAAAAACUUCGGUCGACGUGUUUCCAGACGGCAGCGUCUAUUUAAAGGGGGCAAUUAGUGACGGCGGUCCCGACCUAAUUUCCCUGCCAGUCACUGCCACACAUAGGUUUCUCAACAACACCUACUCUACAAUGGUUCACGUCUUCCUUGACGAAGUCAACAUCCACAAACCUCGGUGUUCUUUAAGAAAAAGCUUUGAAAUUGAAGAAAAUCUUUCUGUCGGGUCAGCAGUAGGUUACCUUGAAGCAGAGGACGACGAUGUUGGAUUGGGUGGGGUGAUCGGCUAUCGACUUCUCGACAAUCAAAACCUGAUUCGAAUUGGAACAGUUUCUGGGAAGAUCACGACAGCAACAAUAUUCGAUGCGGAAAGCCUGGAGAAGGUCGAUUUUAAAUACGAAGUUUAUGACCACGGAUCACCUUCAAAAGCGGUCAUUUGUAAUGGGACUAUUAUGAUUGUUGACGUAAAUGACAAUGCUCCCGUAUUUGACCGUGGCGUCUAUAGGGCAGCCAUAAAUGUGAACAGUUUGUCAGAAAACCGCACAAUUGUCGUCGUAAAAGCGAAGGAUAAGGAUAGGACAGCGGAAAUUACCUACAAACUCCUCAACUAUCUGCAUUUAUUCGAGAUUGAUAAAAAUGCGGGAAUAAUCUCAAGGAAAGGACUUCUACGGCCUGACUCCCGCUUCAACAUCUCUAUUGCCGCUAUUGAUGAGGUUGGAAAGCUGGCCACUACUGUCCUUAUCGUCACCACAUCAUCAAAUGAUUCUAUCCCGCCGGUGUUCGAAAAAUCGGAGCCAUUCAGGUUUUUACGGACGACGCUGCCCGUUUCUAUCAUCGGCAGGGUCAGAGCCGUCUCUGGCCAAUACGUCAUCAAUUACCGCAUCACCGACGAGAGAUUUGAUGUUGACUCAUGGGGAAAUGUAAUCCUCACGGGUGAUUCAAUGACAUCAGGCGAUCACGAGUUUAUUGUGACAGCCUCAACGGCGUUUCACAACAGUACAGCUGUUCAGAAGGUGAAAGUCGAAAUUGCUGAUGCAGCAAAUGGUGGAGGAAGGACGUUUCGCGUUAAGGAAAACUCAGCACCUGAAACGAUCACAAGCCUAGAUGAGGAUUCGGAUAUCUUGCUGACAGUACCGCCAACAUCUGCUUUCAAGAUAUCCGGCCAGAAACUCGUUCUAGUGAAGCCAUUAGAUUACGAGAUCUCGUCCACAUAUCAAUUGCUUGUUGGUAAUAAGCGGAAUUCGCAGCUGAUCACUAUCGAAGUAAUCGACAUCGCUGACAACGAUCUCGAAUGCGAUGAAACUACGUUCAUCGUCGAUACACUGCCAUUUUCAACUCCUCUUCAUUGCAAGAACCCGAUUUCACGAAAUACAUCCAGACUGACCUACAGGACGAUGUCAUCGGAAGUGAAAGUAUCUGAAGAUGGGCAACUGUCUACGUCCAUAUUGAAAGAAAUGGUUACUUCAGUUGCUGUAGACGUCCUAGAUAACGAAAAUUCUACGACUCGACGGUCGAAAACAUUCACAAUUCGUCUCAUUCGAGGAACCAUGACCGACGAAAGUAUUUCAUUCCCAUCAAAGGAAAUCUCUUUGCUUGUGGCGUCAUCGCAACCGAUUCAGACGACACUCGGGCGAAUCACAGCCGAAUCGGCUUUACCCCUCAAGUACUACGUGGUGGGAUCAUCCUAUAUACAGAUAGAUGAAGACAGCGGAGUUGUAUCGACGAGAAGGAAAAAUCUCAUAGAUGUAACAGAAACCAUUGUGGCGGUAUCCCCCACAGGAAUUACUACUACCCAGGUUCGCAUCGAAGUCAUAGAAGAUUCGCUUGCACUGUCGAAAGAUUUGUUUCUCUUUGUGCCAUCAUCGCUGUCAGCUGGGCAGACUAUAGGUCGACUAGAUGUUGGUCGAAAUGAUGUUUCACUGGAGUUAUCCGAUCCAUACAUAUAUAAUCGUGGAUUGGAACUGAUUUUGAAAAAGGACUUGGACUUUGGUCCGGCCACAUACUCAAUUAUCGGCGAUAUUGGACUGUCUGUAGAUGGCAAAAAUGGCAUUAUAAAGACCACAACAGUGUUUGAUCACGAAGAGAAACAGCUCUAUAGCUUCAAGUUGAAGUCAACAUUUCAAUCUGGAGAGUUCAUUGAGCAAGAAUCUGUCCUAGUGAUUGAUGAUGAGAAUGAUAACUCACCCAAAUUCAACAGCGAUCUCUACAGCGUCGAGAUUGUUGAAGAUGUCAAAGUUGGCACUGAAAUUGCGAGACUUAAAUGGAGCGACAACGAUUUUAACAAUGCCUUCCACCUAGCAAUUGAGGAAGGCAACGAACUUCGCCAGUUUGAUGUGGACAGUGAUGGGAGAGUUAAAGUAAUUGGUGAAUUAGAUCGCGAACGCUUGCCAGUGCAUCGUCUUGUGAUUCGACUAAGUGAUGGUAUCGCUCCAUAUCCUUAUCACACAACGGAAUGCGUUGUGACCGUGACUUUGCGAGACGUGAACGAUAAUCCUCCUGUGUUUGAGUCAUUUCCAGAGUUUCUUGUGGAAGAGAACAGUCAUCGAAUGAAAGUUAUUGGAAGAGUUCAGGCAAUGGAUGCGGACGAAGGGCUUAAUGCUGAGAUUCACUAUCGUAUCGUACCGGAGUCUCUGCCACGAGCUGAAUUUAUCAUCGACGCCGUUCGUGGAGAUUUGAUGGUCAAUAAACCAUUAGACUCCGAGCAAACACGCAACUACACUUUUACUGUAGCUGCCAUGGAUCAUGGUAUACCACAGUUAGUGUCCUACCAACGGGUUACCGUUCAUGUUGUCGAUGUUAACGACCAUGCACCGAUUCUGAGCAGCAGUCCCACCACAAUUGAAAUCGAUGAGGUAACGACUCGUGGCAGUCCUAUUCUUCGUUUGAAAGUUGAUGAUGAAGACUGUAUAGAAAAUGCAGCGAGCGUUUUUGCAAUCGAAAAAGGAUUUGGUGUAUUUGACGUAAGUCCCAUCAGUGGGGUGCUGUACGUGAGCUCACCGCUAGACUUCGAGUCUCAAUCCUUGUACAACGUAAGCGUAUCAGCAAGGAAUAUCGCUGGAGGACCCAAGACUUACAGCUCUGUAAUCGUACAUGUAAGGGACAACAACGAUGAACGUCCAAGAUUUAUUGGUGGCUCACCAGUACAAUUCUCCAUCUAUGAAAACUUACCAGGACCUUUUCCUGCAGUGAUCGGCACCACGAUUUCUGAGGAUCUGGACGACGGCACGAAUGGGCUUGUGGCCUACAGUAUUUUCAAAGGCAACGCAUCCCUUUUCUCGAUAAACUCGGCAUCCGGAGAACUUCUUUUACUCAACUCAUUAGAUCGUGAAGAUUGCAUGGAACACUUUAUUACUGUGCAGGCAAUCGACUCCGGAACAACUAGGCUUUCGUCCACUGUUGAAAUCAAGAUCACCGUACUUGACGACAAUGACAACGCGCCUGAAUUCGAUCAGCCUUACUAUGUUAUUCAUGUACGUGAAAAUAUCAAGCAUGGCCAGAUGGUUCUCAAAGUCACAGCUGUCGACAAGGAUGAAGGCCAAAAUGCGGCUGUGAGGUACUCAUUAUUGGAACAAAGUCCAUUCUUGAUUGAUAGGAUCACAGGAGAAAUCCGAGUCAAUAGUGCUGUGGAUCGCGAGGAAAUCAAUGAAUAUCGACUGACUAUUAGAGCAACAGAUUCAGGAAGGUUCCGGAGGCUAACAUCUACUGCACGGCUUACAGUCUUUAUUGAUGAUGAAAAUGACAACCAUCCUAUCAUUCGGAAUAAGCUACUCGACGUUUUCGUGCCGAAAGACUUCAGGAAUGGAGAUGUGGUUCACGUAGUGGAUGCCACUGAUCCCGAUGAAGACUCCACUUUAUUUUUCAACAUCUCUGGAACGGAUGCUCGCUUCUUUCGCAUCGAUGCAAAAGGAGAAAUCAUCGCCAAGACCGUGCUAGAGAUGAAAGCAUACUACUCAGUAACUGUAGGAGUUUUCGAUAAGGAUGGGCUGAACACGAGCGCAAGCUUUACUUUCUAUCUGGACGAUCGCAACAAUUUUUCGAGCCGAGAAUUGGAUUACGAGAAGCGAUCGUCUCAUAGAUUAUGGAUUGCCGCUAUCGACUCGGACAGUCCGCCGAAACAAUCAAUUACAUCCAUAGAUAUAGUCGUAGAAGACGUGAACGACAACACUCCUAUAUUUGACCAGGUGAUCUAUUCUGUGGAUGUAAUGGAGAAUUCGGAUCCGACGCAACAGUUGUGCGUUUCUGCAACGGAUCGUGACCAGGGCGAUAAUGCUAACAUUUCCUACUUCAUUGUUAGAGCUGAAUUAUUUCCAGGAAAUACUCUGGGCUCCUUUACAAUCGAUCACAGAACGGGGUGUAUCUGCACAACGCAGAUGUUGGAUAGAGAAUCGAUAACCUAUUUUCGAUUGGUUAUACUGGCAGAAGAUCAAGGUAACCCACCACUGAGCACAGAGGCGAUUGUUAAGGUGAAUGUACUCGACGAAGAUGAUAAUGCGCCCAAGUUCUCACAUCUAUUUCACGCUGAGAUCCCUGAAGAUUUAAAAGUGGGCUCUCCAGUUCUCAUGAUAUCGGCUUUGGAUCCUGAUGGCUUUGUCAAUCACACAUUCUCGAUUGAUAACGAAGCAACCACUCCAUUCUUUAUCCAUCCACACACUGGUCAAAUCUAUCUUCAACGGCCAUUGGACCGGGAACAGACGUCGAUGUACAGACUCCGAAUACGGGUCAGUGAUGGUACAUGGGCAGUACAGACAUAUGCUGCUAUAAACGUUCUUGAUGUUAAUGACAACGCUCCUGUGUUCAUGAAGCAGAAAUAUGUGUUUAUCGUCAACGAUUCACAGGUGAACCAGACGUUUGGCAAGGUAGUGGCAAGAGAUGCAGACGAAGGCAGGAAUGGCAUCGUGCAUUACCGUCUUCAACGAGAUGUGCGGUAUAUCUCAAUUGAUCCCAUCACCGCUGAAAUGAAACUGCUAGCCGUGCCAGAAAAAGAAGUCACCCGGGUAAGUUCAUGA
Haemonchus placei is the source of this 7791-nucleotide messenger RNA. Lineage: Eukaryota; Metazoa; Nematoda; Chromadorea; Rhabditida; Trichostrongylidae. The record is from the annotation of a GenBank genome assembly.